Messenger RNA from Papaver somniferum (opium poppy), 1091 nucleotides. RefSeq names its product F-box protein At4g00755-like. Gene Ontology annotation, molecular function: protein binding. The transcript is spliced from 5 exons. The record is from RefSeq and is a predicted model, not a curated record. NCBI's taxonomy places the organism in Eukaryota, Viridiplantae, Streptophyta, Magnoliopsida, Ranunculales, Papaveraceae. The coding region runs from base 85 to 963 and encodes 292 amino acids.
UUUAUUUAUUUUCAGUUAAAUGCUCUUCCUUUUUUGUUUAUUAUGUUAUUAAUGUAAGGAACCAUCUUUUCGUCAUAUAAAGAUAUGUUUGUCAGGGUUUUGGAGCAUCUUAAAUGCUGCUCAAUUGACAUUAGCAAGAGUUCAAGCACUUACUUUCUAUGGAAAUCUCAUUCAGGGUUUGGCCCGAAGCUGUUGACUGAAAUGGAUGAUUUUCUACCACUGCUCAACCGUGACUUGUCAUUGAAAAUUUUCUCGUGUUUGGAUGAACCAGCUGAUGUUGUUCGCGCUAGUGCUGUUUCACAUUCCUUGCGCGCAUUUGAGUCUUUGCUUAAGGUGGUGUCCAGAAACAUCAUGCGCUAUAGAAGCCAUUGCAGGGACAAUAUAAUAGAGCCUUUGAAAGUCGAGACCAACGGUGAUGUGGAAAUGGAGAAGUUGAAGAAAAACCAUCGAGUCUAUGCCUUCCUAGCACGAGGUCUGGAUUGCUUUGUGACAAAUGAUUGCAUUUCAGAGGCUAUAUGUGUGUCUAGUACAGAUAAUUUUCUGGAAGAGAAUAUUGGCAACACUUUGGUACUUGAUGUGGUGGGAUCUUACUGGUCAAGUGCAAGAGAGAGCAAUCCUGAUCUUCCUGAGACGUUGACGUAUAAAUUGGUACCCGAAUUGCGUUUCAUUACUAAAAUCAGAGUCCAGCUAUUUCAAGCUUCGGCCAAGGCUGUGCGAUUUCGAAUGGGCCAUUUCAGGAAACCAGAAGGAGAGACUGAUCUCGUGGGUGAUUAUGAAGCACAUCCCAGAUCCAUUGAAGAUCACGUAGUGUGGACAUACACCUCAGAAAAGUUUCCAAUGCUUCAGGAAACUUCCUUGCAAAUGUUCAGGUUACCAAAACCUGUUUUUUCCAUUGGUGGACUUCUGCAGAUUGAACUGUUGGAUCGGGUUCCUGGUGUCUUACACUUGCGUGUCUCAAGUUGAAGCUGUGGGACGCCCACUCACAGGUGAUUUCAUUGUUGAGCCAAUUGGUCGCUCCGGAAAAUACAUGCUGAAGCACAACCCAUAUGCAGAUACUUGUACCAGAUAUUAUCAAUGUGGAGACGGAGACU